CAAAAAGAAAUUCUAAUUGGAUCAAGAGAUUUUUAACUCAUUUAAAUAUAUCAAAUAAAAUCUGCUUUAUAAAGGUAGUUACUACUCAUUCCAUGAUAGCAAAGGUAGUUACUUCUCCUCCCCGCAUCUAUAUAUUCUUCAUCAUUAUCCUUCCCUCUCAAGUCUCAAGUCUCAAGUCUCAAGUCUCACCCCAUCUUUAACCCAACAACCUUUUCUCAAUUUCUCCCCCAAUUCAAAAAUGGCAGACCCACAUGAACCACUCCUCUCCAACACCCAAGUUUUCGAUCAGCAAUCAGCUUAUGAACCAACUGAGAAAGUCUUCGUUAUGGGAAUCAACGAAAACGACACCGCAAUUGACGAUUCCCAAACGCCGCCGUUUUCCUGGAAGAAACUCUGGUUGUUCACGGGGCCAGGGUUUCUGAUGAGUAUAGCAUUUUUAGACCCAGGAAACUUGGAAGGUGAUUUACAGGCUGGUGCGAUUGCUGGCUACUCUCUUCUAUGGCUGUUGUUUUGGGCCACUGCUAUGGGUCUUCUGAUCCAGCUUCUAUCGGCCCGUUUAGGUGUUGUUACGGGUCGACACUUGGCGGAGCAUUGUCGGGAUGAAUACCCUAAUUGGGUUAGUUAUCUAUUGUGGAUUAUGGCUGAAAUGGCUUUAAUUGGGUCGGAUAUUCAGGAGGUUAUUGGUAGUGCUAUUGCUUUGAAGAUUUUGAGUCAUGGGUUUUUACCCCUUUGGUCUGGUGUUCUUAUUACUGCUUCUGACUGUUUCUUGUUUCUGUUUCUAGAAAACUAUGGUGUGAGGAAACUAGAGGCAGUUUUUGCUGUCCUUAUAGCUACAAUGGCUCUGUCGUUUGCGUGGAUGUUUGGUGAUACCAAGCCAAAUGGUUCAGAACUUCUUGUUGGUCUCGUGGUUCCAAAGCUGAGCUCGAAAACAAUACAACAAGCUGUUGGUUUAGUGGGUUGUAUUAUCAUGCCUCACAAUGUGUUUUUGCAUUCCGCCUUGGUACAGUCUAGAGACAUUGAUCACACUAAGCGAGGGCGAGUGCAAGAGGCGCUCAAUUAUUAUUCAAUUGAGUCCACUCUUGCCCUCGCCAUCUCCUUCAUUAUUAACCUCUUUGUCAUGACUGUUUUUGCCAAGUCGUUUUAUGGCACACCCCAGGCAGAGACAAUAGGCCUCUCAAAUGCUGGCUAUUUUCUACAAGAUAAGUAUGGCGGUGGAUUAUUCCCGAUUCUGUACAUUUGGGCUGUUGGUUUGUUGGCUGCUGGCCAAAGUAGCACCUUGACGGGGACUUAUGCAGGGCAAUUCAUUAUGGGUGGUUUCCUAAAUCUCCGACUGAAGAAGUGGAUACGAGCCUUGAUCACCCGAAGUUGUGCAAUUAUCCCCACUAUCAUUGUUGCUCUUAUAUUUGAUAGGUCGGAUGAUAUGCUUGACGUAUUGAAUGAAUGGCUUAACGUGCUGCAGUCGAUUCAGAUACCUUUUGCUAUCAUUCCCCUCCUUUACUUGGUUUCCAAAGAAGAGAUCAUGGGUGCUUUCCAAAUUGGCCGUGUUCUCAAGACACUAGCUUGGCUCGUAGCAGCACUCGUGAUUGUAAUAAACGGAUAUCUGAUGGUCGAGUUUUUCUCCGAUGAAGCCACAGGAUUUCUUUUUGGCUCCGUAGUAUGUAUUUUCACAGCAGCAUAUAUAGCAUUUGUCGCGUAUCUGAUUUGGAGGAGUGUUUCCGUCUCAUCUUGGUUUAGCUCCGGUAAGUUGAGGAAUGCUAUGACCAUAACUAACUAACUAACUAACUUCCAUUUCAGCUGCUCCAAACCUGUGUUCUGCACAUUCAUCUUUGUUGCCUUGUUUUAUGUUCAGCUUAAAUGUUUUUGAAGGGCCAGUUUUUGUACAAAGCCAAUUGAAGUGGCCUACUGUAUUUCUUUGUGCCAUAUUUAGUAGUUAAAUUGUAUCACCUCAUUGUUAGAUCAAAAAUGGGAGUCUUUGUGUAUGGUUUUCUGCAAAAUUUUGUAAUUAUUGGAAAAUAGAAAAAAUAUUUGGA
Molecule: messenger RNA, 2030 nt
Organism: Amaranthus tricolor (Joseph's coat)
Lineage: Eukaryota; Viridiplantae; Streptophyta; Magnoliopsida; Caryophyllales; Amaranthaceae
Product: metal transporter Nramp3.2-like
Exons: 4
Coding region: 239-1774 (511 amino acids)
Biological process (GO): metal ion transport; defense response to bacterium; positive regulation of reactive oxygen species metabolic process
Cellular component (GO): vacuolar membrane
Molecular function (GO): cadmium ion transmembrane transporter activity; manganese ion transmembrane transporter activity
Source: RefSeq, a predicted model, not a curated record